Messenger RNA from Biomphalaria glabrata, 2703 nucleotides. Its product is annotated as protein henna-like. The transcript is spliced from 14 exons. The record is from RefSeq and is a predicted model, not a curated record. Gene Ontology annotation, biological process: L-tyrosine biosynthetic process; L-phenylalanine catabolic process. Bases 405 to 1844 code for a protein of 479 amino acids. Lineage: Eukaryota; Metazoa; Mollusca; Gastropoda; Planorbidae. Gene Ontology annotation, molecular function: phenylalanine 4-monooxygenase activity; iron ion binding.
CAUUGGAAUUGUCUUCUGUUCAAAACAAAACGUUUUGUCCAACAUUCAGCCUGCUUAUUUUUUGUUCUACAUUAGUCAAAAUUUUAUUUUGUUCUAAAAACAUAUAUUUAAAAUAUAUAAAAGCUAUAAAAUUUAAGCCUGUGGUACAUUCUAACACCAGUGAAGUAAAAAUAACUAGAUCUAGAUCUAAUAGUCAUUUGAAUACAAUGAUAACAGCAACUGGACAGCGACCUAAUGUGGUGGUUAACAUAAUCGUUUUUCGAAACAGUUUUUUCGCUGAUUCUGAUUCACAUCUGGUGCCAAUUUUCCUUUUUAAUACGAUUUAAUAAAAAGAAGAAAGCUGUGAAUUAACUUUGUAAACAAAUAACUCAGUUAUUUAAAUAAACAUUUUCGAGAGGGAAAAAAUGACGCCCAUUAAGCUUACGGCACUACCAGAUUUUCGACCAUUCUUAAGACAUUCAGAUUUGUUUUCAACAAUAAAUAGGCCUACUAAUCGACACAGAAGCAUGUUCGAUGAGGUUGAGAAUUUACACUCAGACCCCCGCAGUUACAAACAAGACUAUGAAGAUAAAGAAGGAAGUACAAGCAUCAUCUUCUCCCUGCCAGAGAAAAUUGGGGUACUUGCAGCAGCUUUGAAAGUUUUUGAACAACAUGGUGUAAAUCUCCAUCAUAUUGAGUCUAGACCAGCCAGAGAUGAUGCUAGAAGCUUUGAGUUUUAUGUUGCUUGUGAUAAUCUCACUGGUGGACUUAAGGAAGCUAUAGAGGCACUUCGUGCUACAACAAGCAAGUUAACAGUUUUGUCCAGAAAUAUUCAAAAUGGCAGUGCUGAUGAUGUACCCUGGUUCCCAAGGAGAAUCAAAGAACUGGACAGAUUUGCCAAUCAAAUUCUUAGCUAUGGCUCAGAACUAGAUGCAGAUCAUCCUGGUUUUACUGAUCCAGUAUACAGAGAGAGAAGAAAGGAGUUUGCAGAUAUUGCUUUCAAUUAUAAACAUGGUCAACCUAUUCCUAGAGUGGAAUACACUAAGGCUGAAGUUAAAACCUGGUCAACAAUUUUCCGAGAACUCAUUAAACUUUACCCAACUCAUGCGUGCAGAGAGUUCAAUCAUGUGUUUCCUCUGUUGAUUGACAACUGUGGCUUUCGAGAAGACAACAUUCCACAGUUGCAAGAUAUUUCUGAUUUUCUCAAAGAUUGCACUGGGUUUUCUCUCAGACCUGUGGCUGGACUUCUCUCAUCUCGUGACUUUUUGGCUGGCUUGGCCUUCAGGGUAUUCCACUCUACACAGUACAUACGUCAUGGCUCUAAACCAAUGUACACUCCAGAACCAGAUAUUUGCCAUGAAGUACUAGGCCACGUACCACUGUUUGCUGACCCAUCCUUUGCUCAGUUCUCUCAGGAAAUCGGUCUAGCUAGUCUUGGUGCACCUGAUGAUUACAUCAAGAAACUUGCCACACUGUACUGGUUCACUGUUGAGUUUGGUCUGUGCAGACAAGAAGGACAGUUGAAAGCUUAUGGAGCUGGACUCCUGUCAUCAUUUGGAGAAUUAGAGUACUGUCUGAGUGAUAAGCCUCAGGUCCUUCCAUUUGAUCCACUGAAGACUUGUGAACAAGAGUACCCAAUCACUUCAUUCCAACCUGUUUACUUUGUGGCUGACAGUUUUGAUUCUGCCAAAGUGAAACUAAAACAAUUUGCUGCAACCAUCCCAAGACCAUUCAGUGUCCGCUACAAUCCCUACACCCAGAGUGUGGAAGUCAUCAACAGUAAACAGCAAAUUAUCAACCUGACUAAAGACAUCAAAGGUGAUCUAUCUCUAUUGGAAGAUGCUAUUGCUAAAAUUGAAUCCUAAAUACACAACUGAAGGAUAGAACUUGGAAUGUUUUACAUCAGCCAGGAAAACCAAUGACUUUACAGAGUCUAUGUUACUGAUUAACAUGCAGGACUAGAUUAGAUAUAAAACUAUUUGCUCAUAUGUACAGGAAUGAAGUGGAUUGAUUGAUAAGAAGUAAAUAAACAUUAAUUAAAUUGACACAUGAAUCUGAAGCAGAGGAACACAGAAUUUUCAAGAAAAAAAAGUUUGCUUUAAGUCAAAUGGUUGUAUUUUUGGAAUGACUAUUUGGUAUACAAUUUUAAAUAUGUAUUACAUCGCAUUUAUAUAAAUAUAUUAGCGGGAUAUUACCCGCGGGCCUUAGUUUGUGUAUCAUUGAUCUAGCGCCAUGUUUCCUUACAUCUAUUAUAAAGUACUUUGAAAAUGGGCUUACCCGAUUAGUUGAAAAGUUUCUUUCUUUGGGUAUUUUUUUUAAUUUUCAAGGCCUUUUUGUGGGAGAGACAUUUAACAUUCGCUACAGUCUCCACGGUGAUCUAAUGAACAUCAUGUCAAAUUUUAUCGAUUGGUCAAACAGUUUUGAUUUCUAUUCAGGACAUAUAUAUGUAUUCAUACUCACUCCUUACAUUGUGCUUUAUAUAUUAUAUUUUUUUAAGGUUGGUGUAUAAUGUCAGGGCAUUGUGUUCAGUAAUAUUUUUGAGAUUCAAAUAUCUAUUUUUGUAAAAAAAAAAUUAUUUAAUGCUGUUACAAGUUGUUUGACAUGUAUUUUUAUUGUAAUAAAUUAUAUAUCAUUAUUAUAUGUGCCUUGUAUUCCAGUGGAAAUGGGAAAUUUAAUUACUGAAAAACAAAUGUCUAACACAAAAUAAAAUUUUGAUUCAAUGUU